AUGAACCGUGGCGCAGCAAGAGUGUGUCGUGCUUGCGAGCCAUGUCGCCAGCGCAAGAUCCGAUGCAAUGGUCAGCGCCCUUGCGAGAGAGCCUACUGCCAGGCCCAUGUCUCUGAGUGCAAGUACCGUACCAAAGCCCGCAUUAGGGGCUCUCUCAAGGCCAUAAUGAGUCACAGUACUGAGGGGGACAACUUGGCGCAGUCGUAUGUCUCCUCGACGCCACAGACGAUCCCUUUGUCUGCUCAUGCCGGACUGGCCGGCGGUGGUGGACCUGCGGCACCAAACCCCGGACCACAAGCCAAUGGCUCCUCAAGCCCGGAUCACAGCGUCCACAAUGGAAUUACCGCCACGCAUACAGCACCCACGGCAACUGACAGCUCGCAGCUUUUCUACGGUGCGUCGUCCAAUUUCGCCUUUCUACACCAGGUCCACCGCGGUAUCCUACAGAAUACACCCUCUCAAGACCACCCGCGUAACCGUGAGGUCCAAGAAGGCGGGUCGUCGCUUGACAUGUUCAUGCAGCGAACGCUAUUCUUUGGCACACCGUCACGCAUCGAUGCUGAAGUAGCCCGGCCUUAUGAGCCUUUACAACACAUACCGCAGGAUAUGGCUAGAAGCUUUUUAGACCACUUCAAGGAUCUAUAG
This is a messenger RNA of Fusarium musae, 645 nucleotides long. RefSeq lists its product as uncharacterized. The coding region runs from base 1 to 645 and encodes 214 amino acids. Gene Ontology annotation, molecular function: zinc ion binding; DNA-binding transcription factor activity, RNA polymerase II-specific. Lineage: Eukaryota; Fungi; Ascomycota; Sordariomycetes; Hypocreales; Nectriaceae. The record is from RefSeq and is a predicted model, not a curated record. The transcript has 2 exons. Gene Ontology annotation, biological process: regulation of DNA-templated transcription.